AUUGCGAUAAGCGUAAACGACCUUCAGUUCUUUAAAGUACACAACUUUGUUUUGAAUUGUUAAAAUAAAGUGUAAAAAACAUGAAUAAUUUAGUCAUUAUACCGUAAGAUAUAUCCUAGAAUGACAAAAUUAACAUUAGUACAAAAUGAGAAAACUUUAUUCCCUGGAGAAGAGAGACAAUUUAAAGCACACCUUCGAAUAGCAAAAGGGUCUUGCAUUUAUACGCUUCAGAAAAUUUCUGUUGUACACUCCACACUAUUAUUUAACUAAUACCGCAUAAUAAUGUUUAGAUAACCAUUGAUAAAGUCGUCUAGCUAAGAAAAUGUUGAGAUCAACUAUAGUGCUGAAUAUAUUUGGAUUUUUAAGCGUUUCAUUUCUGGUAGUUCAAGCCGAAAGUCAAAAAAAUUCACCAGAAAUCAUAGAAACAUUUAUGAAAAAUAAUAUAAUGUCUAAAUUCAACGAGUCCAAUGAACAACAUUUACUGCAUCAAUUUCAAAAUAGAAAUUUAAAAUGGAUAGGUGACAUUUUAUAUUUAACUAUGAAGGAUUUUAAGCCAAUUUCCAACGAAAAUUCUAAAUGUGAAAGAGAUGGCAUAUUAUAUAGAGAAAAUUUAUUGAAUCAGAGUUUGUGGGCUGUUCAAAUGUACGAUUCGUCAUCAAAAUACCCUGGGGGCUUACUAUCGAGAAAUAUAUUCAAUUUAGGUUAUUUUGAUCAAUGUUUAAAAGUUUCUGCAAAAUGGUUAAAAAUUUAUAGCGCAUAUUCUAUUGUAACUUUGGAAUUCAACAUCUCAAAAAUAACUGACCAUUCUUCUGGUGUUUAUCCCAACAUAACUGCUUGGGAAGAAUUAGAAAUAAAUAACAAUCCAUGGAUUAACAAAAAUAAUAAAAUACAUUUAGCUAUCUGUGUUCCUAAUUCAUGUAAGCCUGUAGAUAUACAGAAAUCUGUCGAAAUUAUAUUAGUACCUGCUUUUAAAUUUUACAACAUAACUACACAGAUUUUUGUGAAUCCAUCGAUGUACACUCCAAGUAAUACAAACUCAAAAUUUAAACCUGAGUCAUUAAAGAUUGGGGUGUUUUUCAUUUUAGUUUUGCUAAUAGUUAUGAUAGGAACUAUUUAUGAUAUGUUAUUAGAAAAAACAGGAAAUAAAGAAAAAAUGCUUGAAAUAUUAUUACGAGCAUUUUCAUUAAGUUCUAAUAUUAAUGAAUUGAUAAACAAUUCAACUGACAAAACAAUUUUCUCAUCGAUUAAUUGUUUAAAAACUAUGGGUAUUAUAAUUAUUGUUUUUGGACACAGAUUAACAUUAGAAUUUUCAAGUCCCUCGGAAAAUUUUGAAUUUAUUGAAAACAUUUAUACACAUUUUUGGCUAGCACCUUUGAAAUCGCCAGUUGGCGUAGAAGUUUUCUUCGUCAUUUCAGGGUUUUUGACAUUUGUCGUUGUCAUCAAUCGUUUAAAAGAAGAAAACGAGCAUCAUAUAUUUGUUAUCAUUUUAAAUCGUCUAGUAAGAAUUUUACCAGUAUACUUGACAGUGGUUUUCUUGUAUAUUUAUAUUUUGCCAAAUUUAAGCAAUGGACCUUUAUGGAAAAAUAUAGUUUAUCCUGAAGUUGAAUAUUGUAAAACUAAUUGGUGGACUAAUGUUUUGUUUGUCAAUAAUUAUGUUAAUACACGUGAAAUGUGUAUGAUUCCUGCCUGGUAUUUAGCAUGUGAUAUGCAUUUUUUUAUAAUUGGAUUAUUAUUGAUCAAUAUAAUUUGGCGUUGGGAAAAAAUUGGUCUUAUGAUAUUUGGUAGUAUUUUUACAAUAUCAAUAUUUUUACCAGCAAAGCAUAUUUAUAGUCAUAAGUUGUGGGGAGUUAUGCAUUAUACUCAGAGUAACAUGAGUAAUUUACGUGAUGUUGACCAUUUUAACCAAAUAUACAUUAAAAGUCAUCACAGGCUAAUGACAUAUUUAGUUGGUAUAGCAGCUGGAUAUAUAUACACUAAGUUUAAAGAUGAUGAAUUCAAGUUUUCAAAAUUUAGUAAAAUCGUUGGAUCUAUAUUAUGUAUAAUUCUUCAUAAUUUAUGCUAUUUUGCGACUGGAUAUUUUUAUUUACCUGAAGUAGAUUACAAUCCAUGGCAUCAUGUUGUAUAUUUUACUGUACAACGUCUUACUUAUUCAUUAGUUAUUGUUUUUAUUCUUUUAGUUGAUGCUACAUCUAAUCUAGGGAUUUUAAAAAAAUGUAUGAGUUGUUCUAUAUUUUCUAUUAUUGCUCAGUUGACUUAUUCUAUUUAUUUGGUGCACUUUAUUGUUCUAUUGCAAGAUGUUGGUUCAGUAAGAAAUCCGGUGUAUAUGAGCUAUUGGAUAUUGGUUCAAAAAAGUUGCUCAGACUUGGUAUUGUCAACAUGUUACGCAUUAAUUUUGUAUUUAUUCAUCGAAGCGCCUUUCAAAAAAAUUUUAAAACCAUUUAGAAAUUAGAUGUUAAUGAAAUCGAAAGUAAUAAACUAGAACUUAGUUGUUUGAGAAAAUUCGAGUACUCUGUUAACAAUAAAAACUAACUAUUUAAAAUAAAUAUUUUCGUUGCUUUAUUUUAUUUUUAAUUAG
This is a messenger RNA of Daktulosphaira vitifoliae (grape phylloxera), 2575 nucleotides long. Its product is annotated as regulator of hypoxia-inducible factor 1-like. Gene Ontology annotation, molecular function: acyltransferase activity, transferring groups other than amino-acyl groups. Lineage: Eukaryota; Metazoa; Arthropoda; Insecta; Hemiptera; Phylloxeridae. The record is from RefSeq and is a predicted model, not a curated record. The coding region runs from base 323 to 2449 and encodes 708 amino acids. The transcript is spliced from 16 exons.